Cherax quadricarinatus is the source of this 9843-nucleotide messenger RNA. It is a transcript of the gene cher, whose product is annotated as filamin protein cher. NCBI's taxonomy places the organism in Eukaryota, Metazoa, Arthropoda, Malacostraca, Decapoda, Parastacidae. The record is from RefSeq and is a predicted model, not a curated record. Gene Ontology annotation, molecular function: actin filament binding. Gene Ontology annotation, biological process: actin cytoskeleton organization.
UCGCGCACCAGCAGCGACCCAAGACGGCAGUGCAUUUACCUUCCUCCCUCCCUACAGCAUCAACCCUUCUUCGACUUUUCUACAGCACCCUCGCCAUCUCUACGAGUCCAGUCCAGCGUUAUCCCUUUACUCUACAAUCUCAGUCCUAAGUCGCCCCUCCCUCUGCGAGGUGUCUUAAAUCGCACUCUCCUUCUGCGGGUUCACCACCUUCACUUUGGACUUCGUCAGAUUCAUCGUGUUUUCCCCUCCAUACGAAUCUGUAGUUAGGACUAACAGCCUGUAGCUCGUACAUGAAGUAUCGUUAAGAAUAUAUCCGAAAAGCAACCGGGGCCAUCGGUUUCCUGCUACAAGCACCCUUAUCAACACUACCCGCGUCACUCCGACUCAUCACUCUGAGCACCGCCGUGGACAGUGGUCGUACAGUACCCCUGCUGCAGCACAGACAGAGGCAGUGGUGCCUAUUCUUACUGAGUGAGGCAGUGCGGGCGUGGGCAGCGGGCGUGCAACCCUCCCUCAACCCUUGGGCUAUUUUGGUGUCUAGGCUGGCGCCGCGUCACCGCACCUCAGUUUGCUUCUGACCCGCAAGCGGCGUGGAUACUUUGCCGCGACUAGUGCAGUGAUGCUGUGAUAACUCGACGCCUCCAAUAUCAGUGGAAAUAGGUGAAGAUAACAGCGCAGAUUGCCCCUUCCAGUAGUCUUGCAGGUGCACAGGAAAUCAUAUCCGUCGCAUGCCACACAUUACCACAAGUUGUUAAUGCCACCCGCACACAUUAGUCCAUUUGGACUACAUAGCUGACAAUUCACGGCUGCCGAGUUACCUUCUACUCUAGUGCGAAACACUUGCAAUACUCUUCGAAUUUGGCGCGAGUGAGUUGUAGCGAGGUUGGUGUAGCGAGGCUCCGCCCAGCGCCCCUCCCCCGGUUACCGCAGCAGCAGCAGCAGGAUCAGGUGGGUCCAGGAUGUACAGCCCAGGUGCAGCAGAGUACUGCCAGGCAGGGCAGGAGGAGGACGAGAUGGCUGCCACAGAACGGGAGCUCGCUGAGGAUGCUCAGUGGAAGAGAAUACAGCAGAACACCUUCACCAGGUGGGCUAACGAACACCUCAAGUCCGUCAAUAAACACAUCGGGAAUUUGGAGACUGACCUUAGCGACGGCUUGAGGCUCAUCGCGCUCAUCGAGGUUCUCUCAGGCAAACAACUUCCCAAACACAAUAAACGACCCAAUUUCAAAAGUCAGAAGUUGGAGAACGUGUCCGUGGCUCUACAGUUCCUCGAAAGGGACGAAAAUAUCCGCAUCAUUAAUAUAGACUCUUCAGAUAUCGUGGACUGCAAGUUGAAGUUGAUCCUGGGGUUGAUAUGGACUUUGAUCCUCAACUAUUCCAUCUCAAUGCCCAUGUGGGAUGGUGAGGAACAGGUGGCGCCGGGAGAGAAAGGACCUUCACCCAAACAGAGAUUGCUCCACUGGAUCCAGAGUAAGUUACCAGACUUGCCUAUCACCAACUUCACCAAUGACUGGAACGACGGUAGAGCGGUGGGUGCUCUGGUUGAUGCUGUGGCUGCUGGUCUGUGUCCAGACUGGCCUGACUGGGUCCCGGCUGACUCCCUCGCUAACGCUACUGAAGCUAUGAACAUUGCUGACAACUGGCUCGGUGUGCCUCAGCUGAUCACACCAGAGGAGAUGGUGAAUCCAAGCAUCGAUGAGCAGUCCAUGAUGACUUACCUGUCCCAGUAUCCCAACUGUAAACUCAAGAGUGGUGCUCCUCUCAGACCUCGCACCAACCCUGGCAAGGUACGAUGCUAUGGGCCGGGUAUAGAGUCUUCGGGACCAGUGGUCGGGGCACCCACGAACUUCACCAUCGAGACUUUUAGUGCUGGAAAGGGAAAAGUUGAAGCCUUCUUACAAACGCCAGAUGGUCACGUUGAAACUCUGGAGUGUAAGUUCAACAAUGACAGGAACUUAACUUACACCUGCAAGUACACACCUAAGUGUGAGGGCGACUUUGUUGUCAUUGUCAAGUUUAGUGGACGAGAGAUCCCCAAAUCACCAUUCCGGGUCAAUGUGUCUGGGUUUGCAGGUGACCCCACUAAGGUCACAGCCUCAGGUCCAGGUCUGGAACCUGAGGGAGUCACCAUCAACAGACCAACAUAUUUUGAUAUAUUUACUAAGGAUUCACAAACUCCUUUGUAUGGUAACUAUGCCUUCUCUCACACUAACACUGGCCGUCGACGCUCUAGCACCGUUCUUACAAGCCCCCGUUCCCAUUUCUCCCAAUCCUCUCCUACCAUAUUAGAUGCAGGGCGAGGUACGCCAGAGGUCAUUGUGCUAGAUCCGGCCGGUCACAAGAACACGGUGCCCGUCAAGACUCGGCAGAUCAGUGACGACGUCUACCGUUGUGAGUACGUAGCUUCAGGCAUCGGUCUACAUUCCAUCAACAUCUUUUUUGCUGGCCAGUCCAUUACAGGAAGUCCAUUUGGUGUCAAGGUGUCCCCAGUGUGUGAUGCCCGGAAGGUUCGAGCCUCAGGCCGAGGACUCCAGCCCAAUGGUAUUAGAGUUAAAGAUUCUGCUGACUUCAAGGUUCAUACUGAGGGAGCUGGUGAAGGCAAUGUAGAAGUUAAAGUAAUUGGACCAGGAGGGUCCCAUGAAGUUGUGAAGGUUAAGCAGAUAGAUGCCUACACAUUUGAGUAUAUUUACCAUCCCAAGAAAGAGGGUCGCUACAUUGUUAUGGUUUCAUAUGGUGGGCAAGAAAUACCCAAGAGCCCAUUUGAGGUGAAUAUUGGACCGUACAAAGAGACCCGAAUUAGAGCUUAUGGUCCUGGGCUGAAGGGUGGUGUAGUGGGGUACCCUGCACUCUUCACUGUGGAGACUAAUGGAGAAGCAGGUGGUCUUGGUUUCAGUAUUGAAGGUCCAUCGCAGGCAAAGAUUGAAUGCAAUGACAAUGGUGAUGGAUCUGCUGAUGUACGUUACUACCCAACAGCUCCCGGGGAGUAUGCACUGCACAUUCUCUGUAGCAAUGAGGACAUCCCAGGCUCUCCAUAUAUUGCACAAAUUCUUCCCCAAACUGAUUACAACCCUGAAUUGGUCAAAUGCAAAGGUCCUGGUUUAGAAAAGAAUGGAUUAGUACCUGGACGACCAGCAGAGUUCCAAGUGGAUACGCGGAAGGCUGGUGAUGCUCCGCUGGAUGUAACAGUAAUGGACGCCAACUAUCAGCCGAUCAAGCUGGAGGCCAAAGAUAACAAGAAUGGCACAUAUGAUUUCUCUUAUAGACCAACACGAGGAAACAAACACACAGUUCAGGUAAAUUAUGGUGGGGUUGCUACUGAAAACUCUCCAUAUCGUGUGUUCGUCACUGAACCUUCAGACCCAGGAGCGGUGAAGGUGUUUGGACCAGGAGUAGAACGUGGCGUGAAGUCCAACACCCCAACACACUUCAACAUUGAUUGUCGUGAAGCUGGACCAGGUGAAGUACAGAUUGCCCUGACUAAUGCACAUGGGCAAGACAUUCCCAUAGAAAUCCAGGAUAACCGUGAUGGAACCUUCACUGUGGAAUAUUUAACAUCGUCUCCCGGAGAUCAUCGAGUAACAGUGCUCUACGCCGGCUCAGAAAUCCCUCAGUCACCAAUUGUUGUUCCUGUACAGUCACAUGUUGAUGUCACUAAAGUCAAGGUGGAUGGACUUGAACCUACGGCGCCCAUCAACUCUCUGCAGCAGUUUAGAGUCAUCACUCAAGAUGCUGGAAGGGCAGACUUCGCAGUGUCCAUCACGUCGCCCUCGGGUAUGAGAGUACGUGCUCAUGUUGUGCCUACUCACGAGGGUUACCUGGUAAAUUUCACUCCGACGGAGCUGGGAGAGUAUUUGCUGUCCAUCCAGUUUGGUGGUCAACCUAUCAGCUCAGCGCCAUACAGAUUUACCUGCACACCUGGUGGUGAUGCAUCGGCAGUCCGGGCAUGGGGGCCAGGACUCGAGGGGGGCAUAGUAUGCCGUCCAGCAGAGUUUGUCAUAGACACCCGAGAAGCUGGUCAGGGUGGCCUGGGAGUGACGGUUGAGGGCCCUUGCGAAGCAGCCAUAAAUUGCAGAGACAAUGGUGAUGGAACGUGUGCCGUGGCGUAUCUCCCCACCGAAGCCGGACCAUAUACCAUCAACAUCACCUUCAACGAGCGACACAUCCAUGGUUCUCCAUUCCAUGCUCUCAUCGCACACGACCAAGAUCUCAAACAGAUCAGAGUCACAGGCAACGGCAUCCAGCCUCAUGGCGUAUUUGUUGACUCACCGACGGACUUCAUGGUUGACACUCGUGCUCUUGCCAACCUCAAAAAAGAGACGAAAGGUAGCAGCAAGGGUGAUGGCAAAGUUAUGUGUGUCAUCACGAAUCCUUCAGGAACUCGAACUGAUUCAUUCCUCAGGCCACUCACAGAUGGCACAUACAAAAUAUCCUACACACCUUUUGAAGAAGGUCGUCACACCAUUGAUUUGCUGUACGAUGGCGUCCCUGUGCCUGGUUCUCCCUUCACGGUCAAUGUUCGACGAGGCUGUGACCCCAACAAGUGCCAAGCAUUUGGUCCUGGGCUUGACCACGGCUUUGUCAAUGAAGUCAACACUUUUACAGUUGAGACUAAAGGUGCUGGUACUGGUGGACUCGGCUUAGCUGUUGAGGGACCUUCAGAAGCCAAGAUGACUUGCAAGGACAAUAGAGACGGGUCGUGUACAGUGGAGUACGUGCCCCUCGAAGUUGGCGAUUACGACGUCUCCAUUAAAUUUGCUGAUCAACACAUUCCAGGAUCACCAUUUAAGGUAUCUGUGGACCAGAGUGUGGAUGCAUCACAGGUGGUAGUGUGGGGUUCAGGACUGGAAGCAGGCAAGGUACGAGCAGGUGUGCCUCUAACUUUCCACGUUGAUGGUUCCAAGUCUGGCAAGGCGCCCCUAGGAGUCGACAUCACAACAGAAAAAGGUUCUUUGCCAAAGAGUCCAGAUAUCCGGGAUAAUGGUGAUGGCACUUACGAUGUGACAUAUGUCCCUCAUUCCGAGGGUGCUAUGCAGACUGCCAAUAUAACAUGGGGAGGAAAGCCAGUACCUGGAAGUCCGUUCAGAUUACGCGUGAGGCCAGCAUCUGCCUCAAUAGUCAGCCCGCUUCGAAGUCCAUAUCGAACCCGUGUACGGCCAGCAGUGGAACCAAAUCGGGUGAAGGUGUCUGGGUCAGGCGUGUCGAGCAAGGGCAUCCCUGCCUCACUUCCCACCGAGUUGCUCAUAGACACCAACGAUGCUGGCAAUGGUGACCUUCAUGUGUCAGUCACUGGACCAGAUGGGCACCCACGUAAGGUGAAGGUAGUGGAUAAUGGAAAUGGAACGUUCAGUGCUUCCUAUGUGCCUGAUGACUGUGGCAAGUACAAGGUGUCGGUCAAGUAUGCCGACCAAGAGGUGGGACACUCACCAUUCCCGGUCCAGGCGUAUGCGACGGGCAAGGCUGACAAAUGCAAGAUCACAGAAGGUAUUAACCAUUCACUCACAAUAGGAGAAGAGUACUGUAUCACAGUUAAUGCCAAAAAUGCUGGCAGUGGCGCCGUCACCUGCAGAAUUCGCUCAACCUCUGGCAGUGACUUGGAUAUUGAUAUUGAGGAUAAUGGUGAUGGAACCUUCAGUAUCUACUACACAGUGAAGGAUGCUGGUGAAUACACACUCUCUGUAAAGUUUGGCGGCCAACCUGUUCCUGACGGAUUUUACUCUUUCACCGCGCAGUCAGAGGAGGAGUACCAGCAGACCCAGAGCAAGGUCAACGGUCUUGAGAGAACACCAAGUAGCGGCAGCUACCGUCCAGUUGAGCUACAUAACAUCCCUCUACCCACCACCGGCGGUCACGUCACAGCUGAGGUCAGAAUGCCUUCUGGAGAAAAGGAUCUUCCGGUGAUUGAGGACAAUCGGGAUGGUACUGUGUCUGUGCGUUACUCACCGCGUGAGGAGGGACUGCAUGAACUUCACGUGAAAUAUAACUCCGAGCAUGUCCAAGGCUCACCCUUCAAGUUCCAUGUGGACUCCAUUUCUUCUGGGUAUGUGACAGCAUAUGGUACUGGUUUGGUGCAUGGCAUCACUGGUGAACCAUGCAACUUCACCAUCGCCACCAAGGAUGCUGGUGCAGGUAGCUCCACACUACGUGGUGGUCUUUCUCUGGCUGUGGAGGGAUCUAGCAAGGCAGAGAUCUCCUGCCACGACAACAAAGAUGGUACCGUCUCUGUGUCCUACCUGCCAACUGCCCCUGGAGAAUACAAGGUAUCUGUGAAGUUUGCUGAGAAGCACAUUAAGGGUUCCCCCUACUCUGUCAAGAUCACCGGUGAGGGCCGUAAGAGGAACCAGAUUAGCGUUGGAUCCCAGUCUGAGGUGAGCCUUCCUGGCAAGGUGUCUGAUUCUGACAUCAAGAGCCUCAAUGCUUCUAUCCAGGCUCCAUCUGGACUUGAAGAGCCAUGCUUCCUCAAGAAACUCCCCAAUGGUCACUUAGGCAUCUCCUUCACGCCUCGUGAGGUGGGCGAGCACAUGGUGUCUGUGAAGCGUAUGGGCACACACAUUUCUAACUCUCCCUUCAAGAUCACUGUUGGAGAGAAGGAAGUUGGCGAUGCCUCAAAAGUCAAGAUCACAGGUAAAGCCCUGACUGAAGGUGUGACUCACCAAGAGAACCAGUUCACCAUUGACACUCGUGAGGCUGGCUAUGGUGGUCUCUCUCUCUCCGUUGAAGGCCCAUCCAAAGCUGAUAUUCAGUGCAAGGACAAUGAAGACGGCACACUGACAAUUGGUUAUAAACCUACUGAGCCUGGAUACUACAUCAUCAAUCUAAAGUUUGCUGACAACCAUGUUCAUGGAUCUCCAUUCACCACUAAGGUAACAGGUGAAGGUACAAACAGGCAGACGGAGCGCAUCAAGCGCCAGCGAGAAGCUGUCCCACUUACUGAGGUUGGAUCCCAGUGUCGCCUCACCUUCAAACUUCCUGGAAUUUCUCCAUUUGACCUGGGAGCGACAGUGACCUCACCAGGCGGUGUCACUGAAGCUGCAGAGAUCGGUGAAGUUGAAGAUGGACUUUAUGGUGUCAACUUUGUGCCCAAGGAAUUAGGCAUCCACACUGUAUCUGUAAAAUACCAGGAAAUGCACAUCCCCGGAUCUCCCUUCCAGUUCACCGUUGGUCCUCUUAAGGAUGGUGGUGCCCAUCGUGUACACGCUGGAGGCCCUGGCCUAGAGCGUGGUGAAGAGAACAUGCCCAAUGAGUUCAAUGUUUGGACUCGGGAGGCGGGUGCUGGCUCUCUGGCAAUCUCCGUUGAAGGCCCAAGCAAAGCAGAGAUUGAUUUCAAGGACCGCAAGGAUGGCUCAUGUUAUGUUUCCUACAUUGUGCAGGAACCAGGUGAGUACCGUGUUGGCAUCAAGUUUAACGACAAGCACAUCCCCGACUCCCCGUACAAGGUAUACAUCACACCAUCCAUGGGUGAGGCUCGCAAAGUAGAAAUUGCUCAGUUCCCUGACCAGGGUGCCAUGCCAAACAAGCCCCAGUCUCUCCUUGUCACCAAGAACGGUGCACAGGGCCAUCUCGACUGUAAGUUUGUGGCUCCAUCAGGUCAAGAGGAGGAUUGCUUCACAGAUCUUCUUGACAAUGACACUUAUAGCGUGCGCUUUGUGCCAAAGGAAAUUGGCAUCCACUACAUCCAUAUUAAGUUCAAUGGUAUCCACAUACCUGGCUCACCAUUCAGACUACGCAUUGGCAAGGAUGAGGCCGACCCGGCAGCAGUCUCGGCUGCUGGCAAGGGUCUAGAGGCAUGUGUGUCUGGACAGAAAACUGACUUCAUUGUUGACACUUGCAACGCUGGGGCGGGAACACUAGCAGUGACAAUAGAUGGUCCAUCUAAGGUGUCUAUGGAUUGUACAGAGGUGGAAGAGGGAUAUAAGGUCCGCUAUACUCCACUUGUGCCUGGAGAUUAUUAUAUUGCUGUCAAGUACAAUGGCUAUCAUAUAGCAGGAUCACCCUGGAAGGUAAAAUGCACUGGUGAAGCCCAUGCAGAGAAGGGCACAAUCCAGGAGUCUUCAUCUGUGGUGGUGGAGACAGUAGAAAAGAUCAAAUCAGGUGAAAAGGGACACCAGGGUCCUGUUAUCCCAAGGUUCCAGUCAGAUGCUACGAAGGUAACAAGCAAGGGUCUAGGGUUGAAAAAGGCUCACAUCAACCGCCAGAACAACUUCACUGUCAAUGCAUCUACUGCUGGUACCAACAUUCUGUAUGUAGGUGUAUAUGGCCCUAAGGCACCAUGUGAAGAGGUGUAUAUUAAGCAUAUUGGACAUAAUAAUUACCAGAUCAGUUACAAGGUACACGACAAAGGAGAUUACAUCCUCAUUGUCAAAUGGGGAGACGACCACAUUCCUGGCUCUCCCUUCGCCAUCAACGUAUAAGAUAAUCCCCUCUAAGACAAAACUAAAGCGAUAGAUUGGUUAUGUUGUUCGUGACAAGGGGGACUACAUCCUGAUUGUCAAGUGGGGUGACGACCACAUUCCUGGAUCCCCCUUCCAUGUCACUGUUUAACAAGACUUGACGAAAUAUAAUUUCACAGAUUAUAAGAAGUUAGCUCAUAAGAGGUUUUAAAAAUUGAAACAAAAAGUGACAAAUAAAAUUGGUUAUAAGGUAAUUUUUGAAAAUGUGUCCACCACUUAAAUUUGUAAUUCACUGUUUUAUUACAUUUUUUUAUAUCUCAGAACUAAUACUGCUGAUAUUGAAAUUAUUUAUAUACUGUAACUAAGUUAUUAUUUCACACAUUAACAGACGUCAUUAAUACAGUAACUGUAUGUUGACUUCAUGCACAGAAUUUUCCACUGCUUGUGUUUUCAAUCGAGCAUUUCAACAUAUCAACAACUCCAUGUAUCACAGUGUGUUCAUGCUGCUGACAUGACAGGCACGCACAGCCUCCCAUAGUGUCACAGUCGUGCCGCAAGAGUUCGUCAAUCCUGAUAAAAAUUUCAUGAGUAUAUAGGGUGCUCCUGUUAGGUUAAGGCUUUGGCUUAUACUCUUGCAUAUGCUCACAAAUAGUUAUGCCUAACCAUUGGAGAAGUUUAUUAUUGUUCCUGUUGACUUGUUGAAACUGUAAUAAACAAUCUGUAGUUUAUUUUAUCUAAAUUAUUCUAGGUACUUAAAUUUUAUUUGCUUUUAUUUGCUCUGCUACUCUACUAAAGGAUGGGAAAUGAAGAAAACUUUAAAAAUUAUGCACAAUUCAUUUUUAAAAUAUGAGAAUGCAGAAUAAAUCAUGCGACAAUCUUCAUAUUUUGUAUAAAAAAAAGUUAUGCUUGGAUUGGAGAACAGUUGUUUCACUUUUACUUAUUUUACUGUAAACUUUUAUUUUGGAUGGUUCACCCUGGAUCACUAGGACUGCAGAUCCUUCUACUCUUAAAAAUCUAAUAAAAGCUACAGUACCAUGACUGAAACAAUUCCCAACUGGCUUAUAAAUUAUUGAUGAAACUAGUUAAAGCUUUGGUCCAUCCUAGACCACCAGAACAUCACAAGUGAUGGUCCACAACAAGCAGAAAUGUUAUCUAGCUUCAUCACCAGUUUGUGAGCUAAUUGUGUAGUUAAAAUUGUUAAUAGACUUUAGUAACAAAGGUAAAUAUUACAACCAGGGAUUUGCAUUCAUAGUGAUGUUAUGAAUAGAAGUGCCAAUUCCACCUCUACUGAAGUUUCACUGUUCCUUAUUUUGCAGGAACCUUGGGGGGGGUCAAAUGUUUCUCUAAGCCUGUCUAGCCGACUGGUUCUGUAAGCUUGGUAUACAGACCCCAUGGGGGUCAUAACCCAGAAUUUUGGAAUAUUUUCUGAAAACAAAUAAAUGCUUAAAUGGGUUAA